Messenger RNA from Armigeres subalbatus, 1425 nucleotides. RefSeq names its product lipase 1-like. The coding region runs from base 194 to 1207 and encodes 337 amino acids. The record is from RefSeq and is a predicted model, not a curated record. The transcript is spliced from 2 exons. NCBI's taxonomy places the organism in Eukaryota, Metazoa, Arthropoda, Insecta, Diptera, Culicidae.
ACGUGCGAGCCCUCAGCCACGAACCUGUUUUGAACUCAUCGCGCCGCUGUCACGUAGGCCAGCAACGAUAUGAAACGCUGCUUCUCCACACUUCUGCAUCGAUCAUAAUAAUCCUCGCAGGCAGUUUAUGUUUUCGAUUUAAAAUAAUGCAUGCUUCCUAUUUCGUUUGUUGAUUGAACGGUUGCCUUUGACGAUGGACGUCUCUCGUCGCCGUUCGGUGUUUUUAGUAAUAGCAAUGACGAUUGUUGCAUCCGCCGACGCUGCCAGUGAAACCAUGUCCAACGCGGCUGGUCUCGGAAUGCAUCCCCAGAAGUACCAAGCUUUCACCGAAGACGGUUACCAAUUGGUCAUGUAUCGAAUGCAACCCAAGCUCCCAUCACGUGGUGUUGUCUUGCUGCAGCAUGGGAUUCUUCGGUCUUCCGCCGAUUGGCUAAUGGUUGAUCAAAACCUCCCGAUGCAGCUUUUGGAAUCCGGACUGGACGUCUGGUUGGGAAACUCUCGAGCAUCACCGGAAACGGCCUCUCACCGAGUUCAUUCGAGGGACUCCAAACCAUUCUGGGACUUCAGCUUCCACGAAAUAGGAUACUACGAUCUGGCAGCCAUGAUCGACACCGUUUUGGCGAACAGUGGCCAUCGGCAACUGCACCUCGUCGGCUACUCGGAAGGAGCAACUGCUGCUCUAACCUUGCUCUCGGAACGUCCCUCGUACAACGAUAAGAUCAAAUCCUUAACUCUAAUAGCCCCGGCAACUUUCAUGGCCAACAGCCAGCUGCGACGGCUGGCUUCGCUCCACAACCGGUAUCGACGGAUCAUUCCCUGGAGCCUCCAGGAGCUGGUAACCGGAAGCGAUAAACCAUCGGUGAUCUCCGCCAAACAGUUGGACCACUUGCAGCAGAUGCUGCUUUCCGGGCGUUUCCGACAGUUCGACUAUGGCACCUGGGACAAUCAGAAGCGGUACGAUGCGGAUUCGCCGCCACCGUAUUCCCUGUGGAGGAUAACGGUUCCGGUGACGCUUCAUUACGGGACCGAAGAUGGGCUCGUUCCACCCAGUGAUGUUGUGACGUUGGCGCAGCAACUGCACUCAAGUAAGGGGGUGCGGCUCGUUAAACACGAUCGGAUCGAUCAUCGGGGUUUCAUGUUAUCGGUGGAUGCUGCCGAUCGGGUGUAUCCUCGGCUGAAGAAAACCAUAAUGGGUCGGUUUCGGUGAUGUACAGUGAAUUGUUUCGAAUCUCAGCCCAACGAUUGUGAUGAUAGAGUUAGUGUUUGAUUAAUUUGAAGUGUUAGCUACAAUUGAAAAUAUAUUUAUGAUUAGAAUAAAAUUUCGCCGAAACGUGAAAUUGAUAAGUGAACAAUAUUCUAUAUCAACAUUAUGUAUUCGAUUGAGUGUUGAUAUGCGAAAAAGCUUAGUAAAAUGGAUGAAGCGAA